Messenger RNA from Solanum verrucosum, 3421 nucleotides. Its product is annotated as LRR receptor-like serine/threonine-protein kinase GSO1. Gene Ontology annotation, cellular component: plasma membrane. Lineage: Eukaryota; Viridiplantae; Streptophyta; Magnoliopsida; Solanales; Solanaceae. The record is from RefSeq and is a predicted model, not a curated record. The coding region runs from base 1 to 3381 and encodes 1126 amino acids. Gene Ontology annotation, molecular function: ATP binding; protein kinase activity; protein binding. The transcript has 2 exons. Gene Ontology annotation, biological process: protein phosphorylation; hormone-mediated signaling pathway.
AUGUUCUUGUUUCUGGUUAACUGCCUUCUCUUCUUUGCCAAUUUAUUUGCAGUCUUUUCGACCUCAUGGCCUCAAGAUUCUGUUCAUCUACUUGGGUUUCGGAGCAGUCUUCCAGAGCUCUCUCAACAAUUGCUCCCUUGGAAUCAGUCUGUCUCACACUGCCAAUGGAAAGGUGUUUCCUGCUAUUCAGACAUAACUUCUCAUGUCAAAUCAUUGAUUCUAACAGACUUAUUGCUACCUGGAACCUUGGACAAGGCCUUUCCUAAUCUCUGCCGUCUUCCUCGCUUGGUCUCUCUUGAUCUCAGUGGCAACCAUUUCACUGGUGGCAUCCCUGAUAUGCUCGCAAACUGCAGCCAACUUGACACGAUUCUACUCAACGAAAACAGAUUUUCAGGAUCCAUCCCACCUGAGAUUUUCAAAUCAAGCAAACUCAUAAAACUUAAUUUGGGUUUAAAUCAGCUCACUGGCACUAUUCCCUCUGAGGUAAGCCUUUCUACAAACCUUCAACAUCUCGGGUUGUGGAACAAUUUCCUUAGUGGAAAUAUUCCAAAAGAGCUAUUUGAUUUGCCAAACUUGACACAUCUCCACCUCUACACAAACGAGCUGACAGGACCUCUACCCGACUUCCCAUCCUCGUGCUCCCUUUCCGAGUUCUUUAUUUAUGAGAACCGGUUCUCAGGUUCUUUGCCAAUUACCCUAGGCAAUUGUCACAACCUUACUUCAUUCUCUGCAUCAUCUGCUCAUCUUGGAGGAGUUAUUUCACCAGAGGUUUUUAGGGACCUUUCAAAUCUUGAAUUUCUCUAUUUAGAUGAGAACAACUUUGAAGGGGGAAUUCCUGCGACCUUAUGGGAUGGGAGCUUACAAGAGUUAGCUCUUUCCUUGAAUAAAUUUAAUGGUAGUAUAUCCGAAAAGAUUGGUGGUUCUCUUCAGAUAAAUUACAUUGAUUUGUCAGUUAACAAAUUAACUGGUCAGCUUCCAAGAUCAGUUGGACGUCUGAAGAAUCUGAACAAGCUUUUUCUGUAUGAUAACAUGCUUAGUGGUUCAUUACCAGCAGAACUUGGGAACUGCACUUCUCUUGUUGCGAUAAGUCUCGCCACUAACUUCAUCGAUGGGGAAAUUCCUCAAGAGCUCUGCAACCUUCACUCCCUAAUAAAAUUGCAAGUGUACGGAAAUCAAAUUCAGGGCCGAAUUCCAGAAUGCACUGGCAGAAUAAGUGGACUGGCGGAGCUAGAUCUUAGUGAGAACCGAUUGAUCGGCAAGAUACCACCUGGAAUUACAAAUAUGACGAAACUUGUGUUUCUCUCUUUGGCUCAUAAUAAUCUAACAGGGGAGGUACCACCUAAUCUUGGAAAAAACAAUUUUCCUGGCUUAUUUAAGGUUGAUUUAGGUUGUAAUAACCUCAGUGGACCAAUUCCUUCUGAACUAUGUAAUGGCAACAGGCUUGGAGUCCUGGUUCUUGAAAACAACAGUUUUAAUGGAAGCUUCCCAACAUAUCUAGCAAAAUGUGAAUCCCUCUAUAGGGUAAAACUCCCCAACAACAAUCUGCAGGGGAGUAUUCCUGACUACAUUGAAAAGAAUGAGAAGAUUUCUUACUUGAAUGUUCGAGGAAAUAUGCUUGCAGGAAGGAUUCCAGCAGCAUUUGGUUGUUGGACCAAUCUUUCAACAAUUGAUCUUUCAGAGAAUAUGUUUUCUGGUUCCAUACCUGCCGAAAUGGGGAAGCUGCAAAAUCUUGUGAGAUUGAACAUUUCUUCAAACAGACUGACAGGAAAAAUUCCUCUUCAGUUGAGUUACUCUGCAAAACUGGCAGAGUUGGAUCUCAGCAACAACAAUCUUUCGGGUAGAAUUCCGAAAGAAAUUGCAUCAUCUUUAGUACUGACAAAUCUUCUACUCCAGGACAACAAACUUUCUGGUGCUCUUCCAGACACUUUCUCCUCCUCACAAAAGCUUGUAAAGCUGCAGCUCGGGGACAACUUGCUUGAAGGCUCAAUUCCAUGCAGCCUGAGUAAACUUACGGAACCUAAUGUUGUACUGAAUCUGAGCAUGAAUAAGUUUAGUGGUCAAAUUCCUAGGUGUCUGAGCAAUCUAGACAAUUUAGAAAUCCUUGAUAUAUCAAGCAACAACUUGUCUGGCACAAUACCGUCAGAAAUGGACAAGAUGAGGUCCCUUUCGUUUCUCAACAUAUCAUUUAAUAACUUUUCAGGGAAGGUACCCAUUUCAUGGGGAAAACUAUUAAGUUCACAUCCAGGAACUUCCCAGGGAAAUCCAGGACUCUGCUUAUCAUACACUGAAAGUAGCAGCUGCAAGCAUGUGAAAAAAUCACAAAGAAACUGGAGGACCUUGGCUGGGGUAAUUAGUGGUGUGUUUUCCGUGGCAGUCAUAGCUGCGGCAAUAUACUUGCUAGUGACACGGAUUCAGCACCCUUCCCUGCUGAAUAAGCAUCGGCUCGUCAAGUAUGAGGCAGAAAUUGAAGAUCUGCCAGAUCGUAUAAAUUUUGAGGACAUUGUACGUGCAACAGAAGGCUGGAGCGAAAAAUAUGUAAUUGGAAGAGGCAAGCAUGGAACUGUUUAUAAGAUGGAAUCUGCGAAAUCCAAAAAGCUUUGGGCUGUCAAGAAGGUUGACUUAGCUCAGAGAGCAUUCAGCGAUGAAAUGAGAAGCCUCAAUUCUGUCAGACACCGCAAUUUGGUAAGAUUGGGAGGACACUGCACCAGACAUGGAUAUGGCUUCAUUCUAACAGAGUUUAUCCCUGGAGGAACUCUUCAUGAUGUCCUUCACCAGAGAAAACCACCUGUAGUCCUGGACUGGGAGCCCCGCCAUCGUAUUGCUCUUGGUGUUGCUCAAGGUCUGUCUUACCUUCAUCAUGAUUCUGUCCCUCAAAUCAUUCACAGAGAUCUCAAAUCAGAUAAUGUAAUGCUGGAUACUGAGAUGGAGCCAAAGAUUGGAGACUUCGGGAUUGCUAAAACAGUAUCAGACUCUGAUGAAAACUCGACAAACUCCAAAAUUGUUGGGACACUAGGAUACAUUGCUCCAGAGAAUGCGUACUCAGUUCAAUUGACAGAGAAAAGUGAUGUCUAUAGCUAUGGAGUUCUUCUACUGGAGCUCUUCUGCAGAAAAAUGCCAGUAGACCCCAGCUUUGAAGAAGGAUUAGAUAUUGUUUCCUGGGUGAGGAAAAACUUGCACAGAAGCGACAACAAUUUCCUUCACUUGCUUGAUGAAGAAAUUAGUUUUUGGUACAUAGAAGAACAAUGGAAGGCCCUGAAAAUGGUGUAUCUAGCGCUUCAAUGUGCUGAACUCGAGGCAAGCACCAGGCCUGCAAUGAGGGAUGUAGUAAGGUCUCUUGUCGAGUUAAAUCAUAGAUGUAAAAGAGAAGAAAUGAAACUUUGAAUAGUGAAAGCCAUAAUCAACUUUUCCAAAUUCCAACAUC